AUGCUGUUCGACGACGCGAACCAGGUGGAGGUGCGCUAUGUCAUCUCUCUCGCCCACCACGAUGUCUCCAUCCACGGCGGAGAGAACGAGAUCCCCGAGGGCGAGCUGUGGUUGAAGCGAAACGCCAUUUGCCUGUCGCGGCGGCUGGAGUCCCUGGCGGACCUGGGCGGUCCCACCCCGCCGUUCUUCCUCUUCUCCGAGAAUCUGUCCGAGAAGGAGGACUUUUACUUCGCCAUGCUUCAGAAUCAGGCCAAGAUGUGGGAUGCCCUUGACGCUCCGCCCCAGCUGCAACCGUUCGACGUCAAGCACAUCGUGACGCUCGUCCAGCGCCUGCACUCGUCCGAGGAGCAGCUGCAGACCCGGUGGAUCAACGCCGUCCUGGGACGCCUGUUCCUGGCCCUGUACCGCACCCCCGAGAUGGAGGAGUUCAUCCGCCAGAAGAUCACCAAGAAGAUUUCCCGCGUCAACAAACCCACCUUCGUUAGCAAGAUUGCCUUGCAGCGCAUCGACAUGGGCGAGGGCGCCCCCUUCAUCAUCAACCCGCGCCUCAAGGACCUGACCGUCGACGGGAACUGCUGCGUCGAGACCGACGUGCAGUACGCCGGCAACUUCCGCGUUGAGAUCGCGGCCACCGUGCGCAUCGACCUGGGCCAGCGUUUCAAGGCCCGCGAGGUCGACAUCGUCUUGGCCGUCGUGCUGAAGAAGCUCGAAGGCCACCUGCUGAUCCGCUUCAAACCGCCCCCCAGCAACCGCGCCUGGCUCUCCUUCGAAUCCAUGCCCGACAUGGACAUGGACAUCGAACCCAUCGUCAGCUCCAAGCAAAUCACCUACGGCAUCAUCCUGCGGAACAUCGAGAGUCGCAUCCGCGAAGUCGUGGCCGAGAGCCUGGUCCAGCCGUUCUGGGACGACAUCCCCUUCCUCGACACCCUCUCCCAGCGAUUCCGCGGCGGUAUCUGGAAACGCGACAUCCCCCAACCCGACGGCGCGGCCGACGACAUCCCCGACGAGUCUGGCGGGGCACCAUCCACCCCCGGGGGCACCACGACCCGCCAUGGCUCGGAGUCGAUCGACGUUCUCAAGGCCCACGACGAGCGGACCCGGAGUGCACCCGCGCUGUCGGAUUCUCUGCCGCUGUCGCCCCCCUCCCGUAAGGGCUCUGCAGACGCAGCGGCAGAGCCGGACAGCGGCCCCACGAGCGCCGUGUCGCCCGCCGCUCCAAACUCCCUCCCAGGGUCGCCCCCGCGGGCCCUCCGGUCGCAGACUUUUGCCAACGCGGCGGGCCCCGUGCUGACGGCCGACCAUGGGCAGCGGGAUAAGGCCGGGUCGGAUGUCCCGAGCGAGGAGCGGCCGAGCGCUACUAGCGCCAUGAUCGAGAUCACCGCCCGUUCGCCGCCCGAGUCCCCCGCGGAAGGCCCCGGAGCAUCGUCGAACGGCCGGCCCCCGAGCCGCGAUCCGUCCUUCGUCGAGUCGAUUGAGAGCGGAGGGGCGCCAGACCACCACAACCACGGGCCCCAAGAUGCUGGAUCGUCGUCGCGACCGGCCUCGCGCGACGACCGGCCUGGCGAUGCGGGAGCCACCACCCCAUUGCAGGGCCCGGCGAGCCGUUCCACCGCCUCGCUCGCCAGCACCGGGACGGCCAAACGGCGCACCACGCUCGAGACCCUGACGCGGACUCUCACGCCGGAGACCAAUCGGUCCCAGGCCUCCAUCACGCUCGGCAACGCGACGUCCGCCGCCAAGAAAUGGGGGUUGACCAUGUUUGGCAAGGGCGAGUCCCGCCCCGGAACGGAGCCAUCGCGACCCGCGGGGACGCCCGACGAACCGAUCGGCCGCGGGCAUCCCCUGCCGCCGCCGGGCACCCCCCUGCCCACGCCCGCCAAGUUUGGCUUCCGGCGCGGGUCGAGUGCGGUCUCCGUCCCGCGACGCAAACCGGUCGGGCCGCCGGAGGAGCACCACGGACUGCCCCGGCGCAAGCCAGUCGACGGUCGCGCGGACGGGGAGUCGCACCGACAGGAGGAGCUGCUGGUGGUGGAGGCCCCGCCGGAUUCGGAUCCGAAUAGUCCAGUGGUGGACCUGGCUCCUGACGACGACGACAAUGACGCGGGUCUGCCUGCGCCCGCCGUGCAGCCGCCAGUCGCCCGGUCGCAAUCGGAUCGGAGCACGACGGCGUCGAGUACCCCCGAUACCCCGACUGAGGGGGACCAGAGCCCCAGCGGGUCCGAAACGGACUCGACGGAGGCUCGCGCCGAGCGGGAAAAGCAUGGAAUGGAGAUUCUGUCGGCGACGGAUGGGAUCAUUCCUGGCUAG
Molecule: messenger RNA, 2307 nt
Organism: Aspergillus candidus
Lineage: Eukaryota; Fungi; Ascomycota; Eurotiomycetes; Eurotiales; Aspergillaceae
Exons: 1
Coding region: 1-2307 (768 amino acids)
Biological process (GO): phospholipid transport
Cellular component (GO): ERMES complex; endoplasmic reticulum
Molecular function (GO): lipid binding
Source: RefSeq, a predicted model, not a curated record